AUGGAUUAUUUAACUCUCCAAUACAAUGGUGAUAUUGAAUCAGUAUUUCAAAAAGACCCUGAUCUAAGAUGUUGUAGUUAUUUAGCUUACCCAGAAUCUGAAGAGUCAGUCUAUGGUGAUUCUGAAAUACAGCUUAAGCUUUGUAUUAUGGAAUUAUAUGAUUUUCUUCACAAUAAAUAUACUUUAUUGAAAUAUAAAAAUCAAGAUAACCAAGGUUUUCAAACUAAAGAGUUACUUAGUAUAAUCAGUGAGAUUUCUAGUAUUAUAUCAGUAUGUAUGGAGACUAAGAUAAAUAUUAAAGAUUCCAUAGAUGUACAAAAUAGCCAAGUACAAAGAUUAACUGAACAAAAAAGAAAUAUUGAGAGAAUAGGAGAGAGUGUAGGUGAUAAUAAUAUGUUGUUAGAUAUUGUAGACAAGAUUUCUUCUUCAAUUCAAAAUAAGUUGUUCUGUUUAUCAAAGAUAGUAAAUGUAGUGGACCAGAUUUCUCUGAAAAAACAAGAAAUUAAUAAUAUAGACUAUGGUUUAACUCCUUUGAGAAUUAAAUAUCCAUAUAUGACUGGAAUAUAUACACAGUUAAAUUAUAAUGAGCUAGCUUGGCCACAAACUACUUUUCAAUAUGAAGAAAAUAACAGCAUUAGUAGAGAAGCAGUGGAUAAGACUGGGAUAGCUUUAGGAAGUAUUAAGGAGUCUGCUACUGAAUACAAAAGUUGUGACAAAUAUAUAAAUGAACAAGGGUAUCGAAUUCUAGAAGAAGCUGAAAGGAAUGCAAGAAUUAAAUUAAGAAACAGAAAGAACUCAAAUUUAAAAGUUGGUUCAAAAGAUAGACUUACAGAAAAUAAAUACUAUAUAGUAAAGGAUUGCCAUUGCCAUAGUAAUCUUGAAAGAGAAACCAAAGAAGUUGCACAAACUUUUAUCAAUACACAUCAAGAGGAGUCAAAACCAGAACCAGAACCGGAACCAGAACCAGAGCCAGAACCAACUAUUUCUGAGAAGUUUUCUGGAGGAGCCACCAGGUUAAUUAUAGACACUAAAAGAAUCAGGGGAACCAAUGGUAAGUACCCUAUGCUUAGUAUAGAUGGAUGGGGAUUAAUUGAACAUCAUAAGGAAGAAAAGUUAGUAAGUUCUAAAUAUAAGUCGAAUUUAAAUGAUUUAGAUUCUGAGAAUGAACAUGAAUUAGACAACCAAAAAGAUAGUAAGGUAUUUAUUGACAGAAAAACAAAUAAAAGUAACAAGUUUAGCUUGAAUAAGAAUCUAACUGAGAGUGAUUCUUGUUUAAAUGACUGUAGUAGUGGAAAUACUAAUACAACUGAAACUACUUACUCCAAAAGAUAUACCAAAUUUAACGAGGGAAAUAUAAAUAAAAGAUGUGAUUCUUAUAAUGAAGAUAGUAGUAAUAGUGUUAGAAAGUUGAGAAACAAAUUUGAGAAAGACUCCAAAAGCCAUAGUGAGUGGGAAAUAGAAAGAGAAGAAACUGAUAUAGAGUUAUUAAAGGAAUUUGAAGACUGGGAAAAGAAAAAAGAGGAUAAAGAAAAACUAGAUAGAAAAAACAAGAAAAGUGGAAACAAAAUGACAUCUACAGAAUCAGGAAGAAGCAGAUUUAGGCUGGACUGCACAGGAUUAGGUAUGCCUAGCCAAUACACAAAUACUAGCAAUAGGCAGCUUUCAAAUUAUAGGGAUACAAUGUAUUCAACUAGCAGUUGGUUACCUCUUUCUAGGAAUACAGGUUUCAAUUACAACUUUUUAAAUUCUAAUUCAGAUAGGAAUUCCAAUAAACAACCUGGAACAGAGUAUAACCCAGCAGCAGAGUAUGCUAGGUUUUCAGAUGCAGUAGGAAAAGUAAUUAAUCCCAUAAUAGCUGAUGAAUCAUAUAGGGAUAAUGGUAAGAACAUAAUGAAUCCAAAAAAACUAUUCAAUGCGAAAUUUGGAACUUUAACAGAAGAUACUUUUAAAGAAAUUCAAGAGAAACUAAGAUUAAAGAUGGAAGGCUGGACAAUUCAUGGCUCAGGAUUGCAAGAUCCCAGAGCAAACCUAUUCUGGGACCCUGCUGUAAUGACAGCAGCAUCCACAGUCUCUCCAUUUUACACAAACAUGCCCUCUUCAAAUUCUCCAUUACUAACAAAUACUCUUAUCCCUGCAAGUAAUGGAAUAACUAAACGAUCUGGGUUUCUAGAAUCCAUUGGAAUAUCCAGGUUUUCAACACAUAAGAAUUUUAACAAGGGCGAAAAACCUGAUUUUAUCUUACACCCCUCUGAUUUACCAUCUACUUCUUCCUCUCCUAUAAACCCAAUUCUCCAGUCUACUUGCUCCUCCUCUUCAAGUCCCUUAAAAGGUGUCAAUUCUGAGACUUCACUUUCAAAAAACUCAAAAUCAAUCCCCAUAAAAAGCAUGAGAGAGCUUGCUAGAAGAAGAAACAGAUAA
Messenger RNA from Cryptosporidium ubiquitum, 2418 nucleotides. RefSeq lists its product as uncharacterized. NCBI's taxonomy places the organism in Eukaryota, Apicomplexa, Conoidasida, Eucoccidiorida, Cryptosporidiidae. The transcript has a single exon. Bases 1 to 2418 code for a protein of 805 amino acids. The record is from RefSeq and is a predicted model, not a curated record.